CCCGGGAGGAGCUGCGCGUCCGGCGCGAGUGUGAGGACGCCCGCGCCCGCGCCGAGGUGGCCGUGCGGCGGCUGGAGGGCGCGCAGGCGGCGGAGCGGAGGCGCCUGCUGGCCCGCCUCGGCCAGCACGUGGCCGGGUUGCAGAACCUGCCGGAGCGGCUGGAGAGGCGCAGCGCGGCCGCGGCGUGCGACGGCGAGCCCUUCCUGCAGAUGGUGGUGCGCUGCGAGCUCGCGGGCGCCGGGUGCGGCGCCUCCGAGGCGGCCCCGUCGCCCGUCGGCAGCGGGCCGCUCGACAGCGGCAGCGCCGCGCGCGACCCAGCCGCGCCCAGGGGCGGCGCGUCCGGCAGCUCCACCACCGCCUGCAGCGUGCCCGACGCGCCGGCGCGGUGCACGAGCGAGGCACUGGCACUGGCCGGGUUCCUCGGCGCCCGCUUCCUCUCGCUGCGCGGGGCGAUGGCCGCCAUGGACCCGACGGGCAGCGGGGCGGUGACGUGCACGGGGCUGCAGGCGUGGCUGCCUCGUCCUGGCCAGCGGGUACGGGGCCCGGGGACCCGCUGCUGGCCUUCCGCGACCUCGACAGGGAGGCCCGCGGCUGCGUCCACCUGGAGGACCUGCGCCCCCUCGCGGCGGCCUUCUGCGCCUCCGGCCUCCGACACGGCCGCCCCGCGGGCACCGCCGGCGCCUGCCUGGCCGCGCUGCUGCACCGCGCCGCCGCGGGCCGC
Prorocentrum cordatum is the source of this 721-nucleotide messenger RNA. Lineage: Eukaryota; Dinophyceae; Prorocentrales; Prorocentraceae. The record is from the annotation of a GenBank genome assembly.